UGCUGGAACUAGAGUGAACACAUGAACCAUAACGAGAGGAUAGAGAGGUAGCAAGAGAGCUGGUGGUAUAGAUCCAUAACUUAAAAACCCGGGCUUUUAAGUUAAGGACAUGAACCAUGAUACGAACACACACGCAACCAUAACUCACGCCGGAUUGGAUACGGAUUGAAGUGGCUAUUCAGUAUCCUGAAAUAGCAUCGAUAGUAGCACCGAUUGCAAAUGGUGCUCGGUGCAGAGUGUUGGAAAAUAGUUCAACGCUUGUUCAGUAGCAAUAAUUGUUAAUGAUAGUUAUCUGCAAUAACAAUUGCAGAUAAUUACUUACUUCAGAAUAAGUCUAGGUGAUAUCGUAUAUCGUGAUAUAUUUCUCAAUGCAGCGAUAAAUUCAGCAGUGGCUAAAAUCCACUAAAACCAGACAACAAACAAAUUUACGCUGGCUUCCAUAUACUUUCUUUUUGAAUUUGUGUUAGAUUUUUGAACCUAUUUUGAUUGAUAUAGAAAAUGUACGAAACUCUCCUCGAAACUCGUUGACUGCCUGAGCCAGUGCACGGCCGUCCCUCUUCCUCUUCCUCGGCGGUUUGAUGGUCGUGGUGUUUUGGUGGUUCGGCGCGGAAGUUGAAGAUGGGUAGUUCAGAUGAGAAACUGUUCGCAGUCGUAAAAUUCCCAGACGAAGAGGACUGUGUUGCGAUUGUUCAUGUAAAUUGGCUGAACGGGGGUGUGUGCAUGUGGCCUCCUGAGAAAAAUGGCAAUAAGCUGCGGGCACUCAUUGAAGAAGGAACGAUGCCAGCAGAGAAUUGGUUCAGACAGAGGUGUCGGCCAUUGGGUCUUUUCAGUACCUAUGAGCAAGCACGCCAAAAGCUUGCCGUUGCAGAGGUCAGAUCAGACCUAUCCACUGAUCAAGAGCUUGGACGUGGGAAACGACGGCGCAUUGUUCGGAGCUUCAGUAGCUCAGAUGAAGACGACAUCAGUCUGCUUCCCAAGCCACCCACACCACCACCUUGUGUGAAACUCUCAUCACACAAGAAGCCAAUCUCGUCACACAAGAAGCCAGGCUCGUCACGAAGUAGCAAAGAUCUACCACAAACUCACCAGAGAGCAUUCUGCCCGCCAUACAGCGACGACGAGGAUAUUGCUGAUGAACCUGAGGAGGCAAUGUGCCAUAGCAGUCAGAGGUCAUCUGCUGCACCUUCCUUAUCAAGCAGCCAGUCGUCUUUACCAACGUCAGCCCGGGGGUCUUGUGUAAUGGCAUCUGAUGACUAUGAAGCGGGAUAUAUGCACAACCACCGAAUUUCGCCUGCUGUGAAGGGAAGCACUGCGUUUAGCCAAGAUACUAAAAGUGGGUCAAAUGCGCUGCCAGGAAGCGCUGAGAAUGCAGCUUUCCAGAAAAGGGUGCUGACAUUGCUACAUUCCAUCAGAUAUGAGGUUCAAGAUAUUUCAAGCCAACUAAGUCACAGUCUAUCAAAGUUGAGCAUCCACAAAGAUGUGGACGAGCACGAGAAGCUUUUUGAGGAGCCUAUAAAUAACCUGGACGACUUUGUGGAGUUCGACAACCAGCUGCGAAAUAACAAACAGAAGCAGACCGAAGUGCGUACAUUCCUGGCAAUGUUUGGAGGCCGUGGCACUGCAGACCACGUGGCACGAAUCCUGUCUCGUGUUAUCACGAAUGACCUUGCCACAGAAUUCAGCUGGUUUGGCGCAAGGGGAAAAGAUCGUUCAAAGACCUUGCAUUCGCAGACCUACUUUGUGAGUCCAUCAGAUCUUCACUGCCAAAGGACAAGCAGAACACAACGUUCAAGGAUAUUGAAGAUGCAGUGAAAUCAUGGCUACGUCAUGCAAAAGAAAGGAAGGACAGGCAGGCAGAAAAGACGAGCAAAGGGGGGUCAUCGUAAGCCUCAACUAUAUUGUGUUUGGGCUGUCAAUCCUCAUUGCAUUCUCUAGUUUAGAAUGUGUAUGCCAUUGUGCCUUGUGUGUUACUUUUAUAGCACGGUAUGCCCCAGCAGACAGGCUCUGUUGCUGCUUUUCUUGUUGGGUUUCUCUACCAACACAAAUACCCCUCGCAUAUAGCCCACAUAUUCUGUUGUGAUUUCUCGUCAUAGUCACAGUGCUGUGGUGGUGGAU
This is a messenger RNA of Ornithodoros turicata, 2115 nucleotides long. RefSeq lists its product as uncharacterized. NCBI's taxonomy places the organism in Eukaryota, Metazoa, Arthropoda, Arachnida, Ixodida, Argasidae. The record is from RefSeq and is a predicted model, not a curated record. Bases 619 to 1812 code for a protein of 397 amino acids. The transcript has 10 exons.